This is a messenger RNA of Trichobilharzia regenti, 1040 nucleotides long. NCBI's taxonomy places the organism in Eukaryota, Metazoa, Platyhelminthes, Trematoda, Strigeidida, Schistosomatidae. The record is from the annotation of a GenBank genome assembly.
AUUUUUCUUUUUAGGUGAACAUAAUCUGCACCAAUUAUAUCAGUUAUUACUAUUGUCAUCUCUUUUUUGACUACACUGGGCGACUAAAAAGUGAAAGGAUCAACUCCAUUCAGAGCGGCAGCAGGAUGUUAAAAUACAGUAUAAUACAAACCGCAUACAAUAAAUCCCAGCACCAAUACUUUCACAACCAAUCAAAGCUACGACGUCGAUUGGUCAGCUAAUCAGAAGUUUAGCGAACACUAGGAACCUUCUCCUUACAACCGAGAACCGAAGAAUCAAUUUGGCUAACACUCGCUCUUGAAAAUGAUAUUGAAGAUGAAUGUUGUUUAGGUGUGUACACGUUAAUAGCGCAGUAUAUGUAUUCCUUUACGAGCGCCAACUUGACCAGUCGUAAGGUAAUGGCAGCUGUAAAGGUGCUAAGCGUACUGAUUAUUGUAUCUGUUUUUUACUUCGGGUUAACUCGAAGCGAAGCAAAUGGACCCAAAGUGACGGAUAAAGUGUUUUUCGAUAUUGAGAUUGAUGGGAAUCCGGCAGGUAGAAUAGUCAUUGGAUUGUUUGGCGGGACAGUGCCAAAAACAGUUGAAAAUUUCAAGAAAAUUGCUAUUGGUACUAAUCUAAACGAUGGUCGAUCUGCUUCAUACAAGGGAAGUGGUUUUCAUCGUGUUAUUCGGUCUUUCAUGAUACAAGGUGGUGACUUUACCAACCAUGAUGGAACUGGAGGAUUCAGCAUAUAUGGUGACAAAUUUCCAGACGAAAACUUCAAGUUAAAGCACAUGGGCGCUGGUUGGGUGUCAAUGGCUAAUGCUGGUCCUGACACAAAUGGGAGUCAGUUCUUCAUCACCACGGUGAAAACCACAUGGUUAGAUGGAAAACAUGUUGUUUUCGGCAAAGUUGUUGAGGGGAUGAGUGUUGUUAAACAAAUUGAAGCAACUCAAACGGACUCUCGUGAUAAGCCUGUAAAAAGCAUCAAGAUCGCAGACUGUGGCCAUAUUCCCGUUGACGUACCAUUUGCGGUAGAUAACGGUGAUGCAACCGAGUGA